Metarhizium acridum CQMa 102 is the source of this 420-nucleotide messenger RNA. RefSeq lists its product as uncharacterized. Gene Ontology annotation, biological process: secondary metabolite biosynthetic process; fatty acid biosynthetic process. The record is from RefSeq and is a predicted model, not a curated record. Gene Ontology annotation, molecular function: fatty acid synthase activity. Lineage: Eukaryota; Fungi; Ascomycota; Sordariomycetes; Hypocreales; Clavicipitaceae.
AUGGCUCUGGCUGGUGGAGGAUCCCUUCUCGCCCUUCUCAGGGUUAAUCCGUGGUGGUUCCUUAUCCAUGCAUGGAGGUAUCAGACAUUCCACGACAAUGCCGACGGUUACGUCUGUGGAGAGGAAGUGGGAGUGGUUGUUCUCAAGCGGUUGGAGGGCGCGCUGGACGAGCGAGAAAAUAUCCUCGGAGUCGUCCGGGGAUCCGGGCGCAACUACGGCGGCGAUGCUUCUUCCAUGAUGCAUCCCUCAGAAAAUUCUCGGCAACAGCUGUACCGAAAUGUUCUGGAGCAAAGGGAUGUAGACGCGGACAGCAUUUCAUACGUGGAGACGCAUCGAAUAGGUCCACAGGCUGGAGGCUUUACACGGAAACACUUGCACAGAAGCGAGGCUCAGAUAAUCCACUCAUUGUUGGAGCUGUAA